This is a messenger RNA of Papilio xuthus (Asian swallowtail), 1117 nucleotides long. RefSeq lists its product as uncharacterized. Lineage: Eukaryota; Metazoa; Arthropoda; Insecta; Lepidoptera; Papilionidae. Gene Ontology annotation, biological process: proteolysis. The annotation marks the transcript as partial. The record is from RefSeq and is a predicted model, not a curated record. Gene Ontology annotation, molecular function: cysteine-type endopeptidase activity. The transcript is spliced from 6 exons.
UCCUCAUGGAAAAUUAAUUCGAUAUUUUAUAGGCGACAGCUGUCAAACCAAUCUGAAAUAGACAUACUAAAAAAAUAACAACUUUUAGAUUUGCACAAUGUCACUAUUACAAACAAUAUCCUAUCCUGAAUAUCAAAAAGCUUUAGCACUUAAUAUUGAGUCAUGUGAAAUCUUAGCCAAUCUUGCAAAUUUGAAAUUAAAUUUUCAAAACAGUAAAAAACCAGGGGAAAUUUUGAUGAAAACUCUUGACCGGCAUGGUUACUCUGUGCAACAAUAUAGACAAUUAUUGACCACAGCAUUGAACACCAAGACAAUUUUGACUUACUAUAGACCUCAAAGCAAAGUUGCAAUACUCAUAGGAAACGAUAAAUACACUAAAUUAACAAACCUUGUAACACCAACAAUUGAUUGUGACUCUUUAGCGUCCAACUUAAAGAGAUUAGGCUUUAUAAUAAUUACUUUAAAGAAUUUGACUGCAGCUGAAUUGAAAUCAUAUUUAAGAAGAAUAUUUCAAUUGAUACCAGAGGAUUCUUAUACUUUUAUUUUCUAUGCUGGUCAUGGAUGUGAGCUAUGUAAUACGAGAUGUUUACUCUGUGUGGAUUGUCCUAUGGAAGAUAUCAGUAGUGAGCAUUGUGUGACGGAGAAUUGGCUGCUUAGAGAAGUGGCCAUAUGUAAACCCGAACUGUGUAUUUUGAUUUUAGACAUGUGCAGAAAUGUUUUGGAUAGGUUCACGAAUCCUAAAAUCUACAAAGCUAUGACUGCAGUUGAAGACUACACGAUUCAUCGUAAUCUCCUAGUAAGUUAUUCAACACAAUCAUCUGAAGUUGCUUACGAGUUGUUACAAAUUGAAUGUUCUACAACCAUAGAUUGUACAUAUGAAGUAAAAACUGGUGAUACGGAAAGAAUAAUGCCGGGGGCUAGUUUAUAUGCUAAUGCCUUAUGUACUAGAUUGGUGGAGAAUUUGGAUGUCAGCUCAAUGUUGGAUAGAGUACAUGGUGAUAUGGAAUCUUGUAUAAAACGGCAAAGACCUAUAAAGGUACAAUGUGGAGUUGCCAAGAGGUCGUUAUAUGAUCCUGUGAAAGGGGACUGGCAGAUAAUCUUAAAUAAAUUGAAAGAA